UUAGGGCGCCCGAGAAAUGGGAUCGUUGCAAGGUAGGAAGAAAGGAAUCCUCGUCGUCAUCGUCUCGCUGCUGGCAGUGGCGAGAUUAUCCACCACCGCUGCAUCGGGCUCGGAGCUUGUGUCAGCGCUGUGCAACUCGGCGCUCUACUCUUUCGGCGAUCCGUUUGGCAAGAAUCUGGGCCUUGUGCUGGACGAUCUCCUCGGCACCACACCCGGGCGCGACUUCAAGGACUACACCGCCAUCUCGCCCAGGCCCAGCCGCUUCGUCUACGGCCAUGCCAAGUGCCGCCACGCCUUGAGCGCGGGCGAGUGUGGCGUUUGCCUCAAGGGCGUGGCCGCGGCCCUGGCGGAUCAGUGUGGCAAUGCCGUCGGCGGCCGCGCUAUGUUUGUGGAUUGCUUCAUGAGAUACGAGGCGUACCCCUUUGGGGACGAGGAGCCGGCUUGGAGCAUAUCUUAGGCGAAAGAUCUCUUUCCAGUUGUAAUGACGAGUAGAAAAUUAUGAGAGAAAAAAAAAAAGUUCCGUGGCUCACAUUAUCAAGUGAUUUACUUAGAACUAAACUCUCACAGAAAUUGACAAACCUUUGGCAUUCUUCACG
This is a messenger RNA of Selaginella moellendorffii, 596 nucleotides long. RefSeq names its product antifungal protein ginkbilobin-2. The record is from RefSeq and is a predicted model, not a curated record. The transcript has a single exon. NCBI's taxonomy places the organism in Eukaryota, Viridiplantae, Streptophyta, Lycopodiopsida, Selaginellales, Selaginellaceae. The coding region runs from base 17 to 457 and encodes 146 amino acids.